AUGGGCGCUCCAAAAUGCGCAAUUUGCACUGAAAACUAUUCGGCGCACGAUGAAAGACGCAUUCCGCGGAUUCUACGUGAGUCGAACACAUUUCCUCACACCUUUUGAGAGUUUAGCCUGCUACCACACUCUCUGCCACUCGUGCGCCCAGCAAAUACUGUCAAAUACUUGUCUGAAAUGUCCAUUUUGCACCAAAAACGUUCAAAUUUACGACGUCAACCAGUUGGCGCGAAACUUUGCGCUCAUUCAAGUGAUUGAGGAGGCGAAUGUGAGAAGAAUGAAAUGGACAAUAUCAACAUUUCUACAGUAACCCCUUUCAGACCGUUCCAGAGGAUUCAACAUUGAGAGUUUUGACUGAAAAGGAAAAGGCAGACUUUUUCAGCUUUUUAAAUGACACGUCGAACGCGCACGCACGGAAACAGGCAACGCUGAAGGAGAGAAAUGCGGCUUUGAUGGAGUGGACUAUUAUCGAUUCACUUGUUUGGGUCACUUGAACGUGUUUCAGACAAUCCGCGUGUUGGAAGCGACAAUCUCGAGAAUUUGAAGAAAGACAUCAAAUUGUACGGUUUUACUCUCAAAAUUCUCUAAAAUUCCAACUAUAUUACAGAUCACCCGUUCGUUUGCGCAUCUUCGAAGCCAACUGAACGAGUUGGAAAAGUCAUUUAAGCGAAAACAUGUCAAUCUUUGUGCCGAUCAACUCAAAUAUUGUUUGGAAAAGUUCACGAGAAUGGAGGAUGAGAAAAAAGGAUUGGAAGGGUGCAAACAAGAACUUUUGCGAGUACUUAUUCCUGAAAAACCGGUAACCUACAGUGACCGGCUGAAAGUUGAAGAGAUUGCCCGAAAAAUCAAGGAAAUACGGUUGACAGAGCCCGGUUGGUGACUUUUUUCGGAAAAGUACAUGUCUAGUACUGUACUUUUGUAGUUGACCGUAUUCACGGCACUUGAAGUGUAACUCAACUUCCAAGAGUUACAGUACCCCAGGGAGUGGUCCUAGAAAAAAAUUGUCAACUGCAAAAAUGAAGGUGUUGUUUAGUACUAUAACUUUGCUGUUGACAACUUUUUUUCACAACCACUUCUAAGACUAUUGUAGCGCUUGGAAGUUGGGACUAGUUAAAGACACUUAAAAAGUGGGCCAACUUCCAAGAGCUACAGUAGACCAGAGAGGAAUCGUAGAGAAAUGUGAUCAACUACAAAAAUACCGUACUAGACAUGAACUUUUCACUCAAACAUUUUCAUAACGAUAGUGCUUCUCCUGCCGCUACAGUAGCCUUUUCAGUGACACUUCACGACUUUGGCUCAAUUGACAUUUCAAAGCAAUUGCCAAAGUUCACAAAUGAAACCAAUCUAGAGUUUGAGCGAAAUUUAAAGUUAUACGGUAUUUUCUUUUCGGAAAAACGUUCAAAUUUGCCAAAAAUUGUCCAGAAUUCGGUCAUCCAGCCAUCAACGACUUUCACGUCUGGCUUCUGUUCAAUUCGACCGGAAGACGAUGUACAGGCGGUGACGCUGCCAAGUAAUAUUGUUGUCUUUUCUCACAAAACGUUAGCGCUCCAGACUAGUCUAUGACUAUGGGAAUCGCAUUUUCCACUUGGAAACUCGGACCAGUGCUGACAAGUAUGAAACUUUCUCCACACUGAAUUGUAAGUGGACAAUAUGGCCUCCUAGAAGUGUUUUCUUUCAGAUUUGAUAAUAUUUGUAUGGGGUGAGAAGCUGAGCGAAUUCAAAGAGUUCUCCUAUAUUCUCAAAUAUGUAAGUUCAAGAGAAAUUGCAUUAAAUCAAGAAUUUAGGCCACUUCACGAGAUUUGCUAAUUGUGAGAGAUGCACCAUGUGGUCAGAACAAAGCCUUCGAGAUGGCCUUGAAGGAGUACAUUCUCAAGCGGAUAAACGGAACAACUGUGCUCAGAGACUUUAUUUAUGUUGAUCCUACAGAUUUUCGACCGCUUAUGGAUGUAUUGAUGCAAUUGUAUUGA
Molecule: messenger RNA, 1967 nt
Organism: Caenorhabditis sp. 36 PRJEB53466
Lineage: Eukaryota; Metazoa; Nematoda; Chromadorea; Rhabditida; Rhabditidae
Source: the annotation of a GenBank genome assembly